AGGGAGAUGACGUCAUCAGGAGGUGUCUAGCUCGUAGAGACUGCUGGCGGUUAUGCAGGGAACCAUUUGAAGUGGAAUUGGUGGUGUCGGGGGGUGAAGGCGCACUGUGAGCAGACUGCAUAUGAUCUCCGCCCAGUACAGCUUGUCCAUCUCGUACUGUAUUACGCAGUCACUUAAAGAAGCAGAGCCAGGGCACCAUAGGAGAGUGGCUCUGCCCACCUAAAAAAGAAAACGUGUCAGCCACAAUUAUAAAAGCCAGAGAAGACCAGCCUGCACAGUUUAUUGUUUCCUCAGGGUCUACAGUAGUUGGAAAUGACAACGCCGAACAAAACCCCACCAGGCGCUGACCCUAAUCAGUUAAAAAGGACUGGUACUGUUCGAGAAAUUGGCUCUCAAGCGGUUUGGUCUUUGUCUUCUUGUAAACCAGGGUUUGGAGUCGACCAGUUACGAGACGACAAUUUGGAAACUUACUGGCAAUCUGAUGGAUCGCAACCUCACUUAGUGAAUAUACAGUUUCGAAGAAAGACUACCGUGAAAGCUUUAUGCAUUUACGCUGAUUACAAGUCCGACGAAAGCUACACACCAAGUAAAAUCUCGGUCAGAGUGGGAAACAACUUCCACAACCUUCAAGAGAUUCGGCAACUUGAACUGGUUGAGCCCAGUGGCUGGAUACACAUUCCUCUAACCGAUGCUCAUAAAAAGCCCAUUCGAACCUUUAUGAUUCAGAUAGCAGUGUUGGCAAAUCAUCAGAAUGGGAGAGACACUCACAUGCGACAGAUUAAAGUCUUCACACCAGUGGAAGAGAGUUCUAUUGGAAAGUUCCCCAGAUGUACCACUAUUGAUUUCAUGAUGCAUCGUUUCAUCAGGUGAUCUAACCACGAUUCAAUAAAGGGCUAACCCUAACAUUGUCACAUAUAAAUGCUUUUAUUUUCUUUUAUUGCUGUUGUCAAAAUGUAUAGUUUUAUUACCUGACACCAGUCUAUAACUUUUUAAUUUUCAGUCUGUUUUAUUAUAUUGGGGAACAGUUCAUUUGUUUCCUCAUUGUUCAUGGGUUUAAUUAUUGCCGUGUUCAUAUUUUUUAAGCUGACAUUUUUACAAACUGUACUACUGCUAUGAAAAAAAAAGAAAUUGAUGUUGCAUUCUUUCUGAGAUGUGUUCAUUGCACUGAAAUGUUCUUUAUGCCAAAAACAUGAUAACUUUUACUUUUGCUUUUAUUUUGUAUAUUUCUUUUUGAAUAAAUUAUCUAGUAUUUUUUGGGUAUCUCUUCACUUUACCAUUAUAUCAUCCAAAACCUGCAAUUUAAUUUAUAUGUUUUUGAACUGUGUCAGACAUCCUUGGCACGAUUGAACAAUAGAGUUGCUGCAAAUCAUUGCUUUUAUAGACCACUAACAAUCCAUUUGGUAAGCGAACACUAUUGCACUUCACUCUUUAUAAUUCAAUAAAAAUAAUUCAAUAAAAAUAUUUUUUGACCUGUCUUGGAA
Molecule: messenger RNA, 1481 nt
Organism: Rana temporaria (common frog)
Lineage: Eukaryota; Metazoa; Chordata; Amphibia; Anura; Ranidae
Gene: ANAPC10
Product: anaphase promoting complex subunit 10
Exons: 7
Coding region: 313-870 (185 amino acids)
Biological process (GO): anaphase-promoting complex-dependent catabolic process; protein K11-linked ubiquitination
Cellular component (GO): anaphase-promoting complex
Source: RefSeq, a predicted model, not a curated record